AUGACGACAGUCUUGGGGAAACGCAAAUCUCGCGCUUCCGUGACCCCCAAAGCAGCGGCCCCGGCAGCGAAACCAACAAUCUCUGAAGAGGAAGCUCGGGAGAUCUUCAGGCGGCAUUUCGAGGCACAAUUUGCACCGCUAUCUGAUAACACGACAAAACAAGCAGCAGGGAAGAAGUCAAAUGGAAAGUCUCGAGAAAAGGUGAAAAAGUCAGACGAGGCAGAAGACGAGGAUGUAGAAGACAUGCGAUCCUCGGAUGAGGACGACGAUGACGAUGACGAUGCUCAGGAGGGCGAUUGGGAUGGUCUUUCCGGCUCCGAUGACGAGAAUGACGAAGACGACAGAGACGACGAACCAGAAGAAGCCAACAAGAUAGAGGUGGUGGACUAUACGCAAUCCAACACACCAAAGGCCAACCCCCUGGCCGCGGCGCUGGCAAGGCGCGAAGCCAAAGCGUACCUCUCGUCCAAAGUUCCUCUCGCCUCAGUAGGCGGCAGCGACACCGGAACCACGACCAAGACGAAACAAAAGACCAAGACCCCGACGGAAGAAGACUCUGCGGACCUGGUGCGCAACGAUCUGGCCCUGCAGCGGUUGCUGUCCGAAUCCCACCUGUUCAACCCAACCAAUCGGUCCGGAUCGCUCAUUGGUUCGACCGUGAAUACGGAGCACAGCGGCCGCAAUCGCCACCUGGCCACCGACAUGCGCGUGGCGGCCCUGAGCGGCGGCGGCGGCGGCAAGGGGGCCGCCUCCAUCUACAAGCAGGACAAGAUGCCCAUGAGCCACCGCAAGGGCAUCGAGGGCGCGCGCCGGGACCGCGAGUCCAAGAGGCGCCGCGAGGCCAAGGAGAAUGGCAUCAUUCUCGAAAAGGAGUCCAGCGGCAAAAAGUCUUCUGUCGGCGGCGGCGGCGGCGGCGGCAGAAGGAGGGAGAGGGCUGUUGAUGCACCCGCCGUCGGCAAGAUGAGAGGAGGUAUGCUCAGACUCAGCAAGCGCGACGUUGCCGAGAUCAAUGGACCUGUACGCAGCGGCGGCAAGAUGAAGAAGCGCCGGAGGUGA
Pestalotiopsis fici W106-1 is the source of this 1056-nucleotide messenger RNA. RefSeq lists its product as uncharacterized. The record is from RefSeq and is a predicted model, not a curated record. Lineage: Eukaryota; Fungi; Ascomycota; Sordariomycetes; Amphisphaeriales; Sporocadaceae. Gene Ontology annotation, cellular component: nucleolus. The transcript has a single exon. Bases 1 to 1056 code for a protein of 351 amino acids. Gene Ontology annotation, biological process: maturation of SSU-rRNA from tricistronic rRNA transcript (SSU-rRNA, 5.8S rRNA, LSU-rRNA).